Microbotryum saponariae is the source of this 11122-nucleotide messenger RNA. NCBI's taxonomy places the organism in Eukaryota, Fungi, Basidiomycota, Microbotryomycetes, Microbotryales, Microbotryaceae. The record is from the annotation of a GenBank genome assembly.
AUGCCGGAUCCGCCCGGCGCCGAUGCGCCCCCGCCCGAGGACCUAUUGGGUGGUAAUGGCGCGAGUGAUUCAUCACUCAACACGCAAACGCGUGAAGCGGUCACUGGAGGAACCGCGAAUCCUCCAGCUUGGUCGCCCGAGGCAACUCAGGUCCGGUUGGACCAUGAGAAGCUGAUGAAGAAGACCUUCCAAGUGCUCGGGAUUGUUCCCUCCAGCAAGUCGACCCGCCGACUGAUGGUCCUGAUGCACGACGCCUCGACCCCGCCUUCGCAGGCGCCAGCGCUCGCACGAGCCGCCCAAAGAGCGGUGCGAAACGACGCAGCCCCGGCCUCCAAUGUGAUUCGAGUCAUUAUGGAUGGUCCUGGAUCACCCAGAGGUCCUGUACAGACCGCGCUGCGCAAGCACUUUGGAUUGGCCGAGACGCCGUUCAUGUUCGCGCGGCCCGAGGGCGUCGUGCUUGACCCCGAGGUCGAGAAGCUUUUCUCGAAAUGCGUGAAGCUGAACCCGAUUGUGACGAAAGCCACGAAGAGGUUCCCGAUCGCUCGUCACAUGUACGAGCUUGUAUUCGAAUCCGAGCAAGCUUGUCUUGAAGCCGCUUCAGCGGGCCCAUUCCCCUACCACGGCAAGGAGAUGGUUACCGAGCUCCCCAGCGCCUCUCCCCUUAACCACGUCGUGCAGGUGCGAUUCACCUUGCCCUCCUCCUCCAGCGCGAUCCCCGCUUCCGUGCUCCGAAAAUCUCUCGAUGAUGCUAUCACCCUUUCGUUCGGCCGCGCAGGUCGCACGCAAGGUUAUACCCUGAUGCAAUUACAGCGGGGCCUCGCGGUCGAUCCGAAUGGCGAUCCGAUGGCCAUGACCGAAGACGGGUUCCACUGCGCGUACCUUCGCUUACAUGCUGAUCUUUUCCAAGGCUCCAUCGAGACGCAGAAGGCCGCGCUCAACGCCGCUUUGCCACAAGAGAUCGAGAUCCUGGGCGCCAAGUACGGCUUGCGACACGAAUUCGAGACGCACUACUGCGCGGUGUGCGAUCGCGCCGGACACCAGUGGGGCGCUUGCAGGAAGCCGGUUUCGACUCCGGCCACCGCCGCCCCUGUUCCGGGGGCCUCGACCUCGACUUCGACUUCGACCACCGGCUUCCGAGUUGCUGGAAAGAAUGGGAAGCACGGUGGGCCUGCCGCAUUGAACUCUCGUGUCUCUGGCGCGAACAUGAUCCAGCUGGGACCUCGUGCUAACCCCGCAGGUGCAGUAACCGCCAACAAGGACGACGCGAACGACGGCGACGACGAGUCGGUCGUUUCGACCGAACCGGAGGGCGGCGACACUGGGGAAGAGACGUCGACGUGUGCGACCCUGGGCUCAACAAAGGAGACGCAGACGACGACGGCGGCGCCCGUUUCGACCCCGACCUCUCCUUCGCCUUUGUCCGGUGGCACGUCGGGAUCAUCGGCAACCUCGACAACCUCGAUAGCCUCGACGAGUCCUCGACGCCUUCGUUCGAGCUCGGCACCCGGCAACCGACGUGUCACCCGGGCGGGAUCCGCCAUGAUCCUCGGUGCAUCAGGGGGUGAUGGCUCAGGGGGCAACAGUUCAGGGGGUCACAGGUCCGAGGUGACCGAAUUCGAGGGGGGCGGCGCUGAACUGAUUUAAUCAUGAUUGAGUCACUCACCGUGUUGACGUUCAACGUCCGAUCGAUGAAGAACGCAGUCAACCAAGUCAAAAUCAUCCGUUAUCUCAAAACCCUUCGGCCGGCCCCUGCGGCCAUCCUCCUGCAAGAGCACCACCUCAGCUACAACGCGUCGCGCGAAGGCUUCGAGAGUGCUUGGCCGGGGGCUUGUAUUCGUUUCACUCCUCAUGUCCUUACCCUCAUACCCGAUGGCUCACCUUUGGCGGGCCAUCUCCUUUCCUCUACCCCGGUCGUCUUUGCAGGAGCUCCUCGUUUCGACGGUCGGAUUCUGCGCUCGGUGUUUCGUCUUGAGGAGCUCGAUGUCGAGAUCAUCAACAUGUACGCGCCGGUGCAGGAGGACGAUCGUCGCGACUUUUUCGGGCUUCUGCACUUCAACGCCCCGAGACCCAAGAUUCUUCGGAUCUUGGCCGGCGAUCUCAACGAUUGUCCGGAUGUAUCGGUCGACCGAGUGUCCAUCACCGAUCGCGCUUGGACUCCUGUAUCGCACUGGCAGACCUUGCUGUCAAAGAUCGCGUUCAAGGCACUCGACACGGUCCGAUAUGUCCAUCCUUGCACCCCUGCAUUCACUCGUCCUCACUACCGUGGUAGAGGGGAAGAGCGAAAGAUUUGCUCGUGGUCGCGGAUCGACUAUAUUCUUGUCCAAUGCAGUUGGGCGAACCGGUUGUUGAGCGCUUCUACGCUCUUCGAUGCGCCCUGUUCGGACCACAGACCUGUAGUUGCGACUUUCGCUUUGCCUACAUCGAACACUGAUGCCGAACCCCCCCUUUCUCUUCCCUCCACGAGCGAUUUCAUUUCGAGGCUCAACCCAAUGGUCUUUGACGAUCAAGACUUUGUCGCAUCGAUUCCCGGGGUCGUCGACGAGGUCUAUCGAAGGCUCGAGGGGACCGCUCCGCUCGGCGACGUCUAUGACGCCGCUCUGCGGGCGGUUGCAGUCGCUGGCCAUGCACGAUACCGCUCGACUCGUGCCGACAUGCGCCGACUGCGGGCCGAGAGCCAAUCCGUCAUGGAGGCUUUGGAGGCACGCGGUGAGCACAUGAAUGAGGCCGAGCGCGAUGUGUAUGCUCUUGCCAAGUCGCGGUUGGACCAGUUGGCGGUAAAGGAGGCUCAGUGGCUGCGCAUUCGUGCGCAUGUGCCGUCAGUCGACUCGAGGGAAGGUCAAUCGGCAAGCAUUCGCACGCGCCUCAACCGCCGGAGUCGCCAGACGAGCAUCGUCUCGCUGGAGGAUGUGGAUGGCACCGAGACCGUUGACAUGCAGGAGGCGCUGGGUAUUGCUUCACGGCACGCGCAGUCGCUCUUCACGCCGGACCCAGCUCGUGGCGACCCGACGAACGCACGCCGGUCCCUGCUCGACCCUAUUCGCGCAGCGAAAUGCUACGAUGACGACCGCUCGGACCCUACGUUCGGUCGUCGGCUGCCUCGUCAAGCGAGAGUGGCGCUUGACGAGCCCUUCACCCUCCUCGAGGUUGAAGCGGCGUUGAAGAAGACGGAUUCGGGGCGAUCACCGGGGCCCUCGGGCAUUCCGUACGAGCUCUUCAAGGCGCUGCCAACCUACUUUGCUCCCAAGCUGUUGGACUUGUUCAACUCGAUUUGGGAGGGCGGCAAAAUGACGGCGUCCUUGGCAGAGGGACUGGUGCGGCUCUUGCCCAAGAAUAAACCGGGGGCCAAUCUGAAAUCACUGGGGGCAUACCGACCGAUCACAUUGCGCGAGACGACCUACAAGGUCCUCAGCAAGGUCUUGGUGGCGCGACUCAAUGGGGUGCUCGGCGAGCUUUUACCGCCGGCGCAACACGGUUUCAUGCCAUCAAGACGUUCAGCGGACGCGGGAAGUCAUCUCACUCUCCUUCUCGAAAAACUCAAGUCGCUAGGCACUGAUGUUUUCCCCGAGGGCGCCCUCUUGUCUUUGGAUCAGCAGAGCGCGUACGAUCGGGUCGAUCACGCCUGGAUCUUCGAGGUCUUUGAGGCCUUUGGGUUCGGUGAGCGUUUCAUCUCGCUGCUGCGCGCUCUCUACGAUCCCGAGACUCUGGGGGUGCGCUACCUUGUCAAUGGGUUCCCCACGGACUUGGUGCGGUUGCUGUGUGGUCUCGGUCAGGGGGAUCCCCUCUCGUGCCCGGUUUGGAACAUCACGUUCCAGCCCUUCCUCGACGCCCUCGUUCGGCGCGGGAUCGCGCUCGACCUGCAGAAGGUGUGGCCAGGGGGGCCGCGUGCGCAGCUUACGCAUCUGGCGUUUGCCGACGAUGCUGUGGUGGUGGUGGAGUCACCGGCGGCAUUGUCGAAGCUGCAAACGCUGUCGCAGACGUGGUACGAGGCUACCAACGGGAAGACCAACACGGACAAGACGCUGGUGCUACCACUCGGACCGAACUGGCUUCGGGACGAGACUGCGCAGGCGCUGCCAACGGUGCAGGAGGGGGAGAGCUUCAAGUGGUGCGGCUAUGCCUUCUUUCGCCACGGUGACUCGAAACUGUUUUGGACCCAUGUUCUUGACAGGAUCAAGGCCAAGACCCGCGCCGCUCGAGACCGGACACUUUCGCCGAGUGGGAAGGUUUUCUAUGCCAACGCUCACAUCAUCUCGACGGUCCUCCACGUGCUGUCCUUCGACAUACCGCCUCAAUGGUUCAUUAAGGCGGCGGAGACGGCACUUACGGACUUUGUCUGGGGAGGAGCAGGGCGAAAUACCGUCGCUCGCGAUUUCGUGUUCCAGGCUCGGGAGGACGGUGGCUUGGGUUUGAUUUCGAUUGGCGACAUCGUUCAUUCGGUGGCGCUUCGAUUUUGGGAUGCUGUGGCGGGCUCGGACGAGGCGAUCUGGGCGCCCCUAGCUCGCGAGAGCUGGAGGUCCCUCGUCGCUGCGACCCGCGAUUUCAGUCCGUGGGGGUUCUUCAGCAGCACGGCUCGGGUCGAGAAGCUGUAUCGCGACUCGACGCGCUGGGGGGCAGUCGUUGCAGCGGCCAGGGUCACAGUUCCAACCAUCAAGUCCGAACUCCUUACGCUUCCCGAAUUGCUCUCGCUUCCGCCUCGCCUCCCUUCACUCUAUGCUGAAGGUGCCCAGCACGCAUAUGACGAUGCGGACGCGGUGGCGAAGUUUGCGCAGAUCGCGGACCUGUACUGGAGGGACGAAGGGAAGGGAUGGGCUCUGGUUGGUCAUCGACGCGGGUUCUGGCAGCACUCUAAGGAACCCGCCCUACAGCACGAGCACGUGUGGUCGCGCGUGGGUCAGUUGCUCAAGGCGAAAGCGUUGCUGCCCAAGACCGCGUUGCGACCUGCUCGGAUACCUCUCAAGGAGGCUCCCCGUCCUCGGUGCUUCAACUUCUUUGGGCUCUCCCGACCUUUUACGAUUCGCAAGCUUCGUCGGCUUGUGAACAAGGUGCGGUUCCCAGGGAGGGAGGACCGUGUCAAGCGUUUCCCUGAUGGGACUUCUCAGAGCGAUAGGAAGCGCUUCUGGAGAUGGCUUCAUGACCGGUUCGCGUCUGCUGUCGAGCAGGACACCCACUGGCGGCUCAUGUACGACGUGACGCCGACGCGCAAGAGGCAGCAUACUCAGGGUCAUGCCUCUUCGCCGACGUGUCUGUUCUGUGGCAACGAUGCAGCGGUCAUCGAGACGGUGUCCCACUACUUUUUCGAGUGCGCGUACUCGACCAGCUUCUGGGGUGGGGUGCUACGCAUUCUGCUUGACAAGCUCGGCAUCGAGGAUACCGACGUCGAUCCGUCGACGUUCACUCCGGAGCAGCUGACUAUGGGGCUCCCCCUUUUGCGGGGUCGUGGGAGAACGACCUCGAAAUGGAUGUGGGUUCGGCUGGCCUGCGCGAUCGGCUUCCAGCGGCUGCACCUGCUCCGCUGGCGCGUUCAUCAGCGGUUCGAGCUGGACAACGUCGUGGCCCCUCCCUCGCUUCCCAGUGCGCUCAGAGCGUUCGAGCGAGAUUUUCUCUCUCGAGCGGGUUUUGUGCCUGGGGUUCGAGAUUGGGAGGUGUGAUGACCGAGUUAAGUCCUUCCUUCCCAUUUUCCUCCCCUCCUUUCCUGCCUUCCUUUUCGGUCAGAAGCUGACUGUCUUGAAACUUGUUGCGCAGUGGAAGGCUGCGCACCUCUCCCUCUCUCUACUUUGCGCAGUAGCGAUUUUCGUUCUUGGAUGGAUCGGCAAGCCGGGUCGAUCGUCGUUGCGUUGGAGGCUUUGUGAAGUUCUCCCCCCUCUUUCCCCCCCCUUUUUUUUCCCUUCCCUUCCUCUUCUCUUUCCUGUUGCUCGGUUGUUGACUACGCUUCAGCCACUUCUCCUUUUAUUCCUAAGCCGUGUGUUGGAUUCCGUCGAAUAGAUCGUUCGUUCGCGUUGGUCAAGAUCUACGGCAUGGAUCGGGAAGAAAGGUCGCUCGUUUUUUUGGUCAAUAUCCUCGCGUCAAGGCGAGGCUUGUUUCGUUGUAUUGGAUCGUUUUCGCUCGGCCCCGACGGCUCAACAGCCAGCACUCGAGACUCAGCCAAGGGAGGACAUCAGGCGCUGUCGGGGUGACGAGUAGCUGGGGCUUGGCUGCGGCCUGUCAGUCCCUGGGGACCUCUAGCUCUGGCUUCGACCCCCUCCCUUGGCCCCUCGGGUGUGUUCCCCUCCUCCUCCCCUCCUCUCUGUCUUAGUAUUCCUGGUUCUCCGUGUUUCCAGUCGUGAAUUUUUGUAUAUUCUCCCCUUUUCUUUCUCUAGGCGCUCUUGCCUGGUUUUCGAGUAUCUUCGCUCCCGCUCUUGGGACGUGAAGCGGCAGCAGUACUCACCGCCCGUUGGAGUCCGCGUUAGGUGCUCGGCGAGUUUUGAUCUGCGCAGCGCUCUUUGCGCGCAGGGGUUUGACUUUCACCCAAUUGCUUGCCGUCGUUGCUUUAUAACCUCUUUUAGCUCUUUUUCUAGCGGUCCCAGCCAACCCGAAGGAUUGCAAUUUAUGAGCCCCAGUAAAAAAAAAAAAAUUGCAUCAGAGCUAACUGGGUUGAGCAGGCACGACUUGAGCGGGACCAAAGCAUCGAGAGGAGGCUCAACGCUGAAACCCCCCCUCUGGUGCGUCACAACUUUGCCACGUGGGACGAGGACGGUGAGAUACGCUCCAUCAACAUCAGGGGGACCGCUGCGAAGUUCAAGAAGCAGGUGAUGAAGAGGUCGCAGACUGCGGCGGACCUCAGUGACCCAAGUGACGAACCGACCGACGCCAAGCGAGUCAUCAUCAAAGGGAAGAGCCGCGUCGUGGUGAAGGAUGGAAUAGAGGGGCGGAGGGUGACGAGGUCGAUGUCGGCGGCAGCGGCGAUGCAGGUCGAGGUGACGAAGGUGGACAGAGGGAAAGGAAGAGGGGUAGCUGAGGAAAAACGAUGGUCCGACCACGAGCCCGAGGACGAUGUCCUGCCCGCCCUUCCCCUCUUUGAGGACGUCACCACCGCCAAGAGCGCCUCGACCUCGACUACCCAUUAAUGAUCAAGCACACCAUCAUCACCUGGAACGUAAGAAGGGGCAUGGGGGUCCCGGAAAAACGACGUAAUAUCUACACCUACCUUUCCACAUUCAAAGCUUCCGCGAUUCUCUUACAAGAGCAUUUCAUCAGACCACAAUUCUGGCAGCUCAUCAAGGACGAGUACGAGGGCAAGCUCUUCAUCAACCAGCACUGCCUGACCCUGAUCCCGGCCGACUCGCCCCUGAUCGACGCCGAGCUCUUGCGCACCCACUCGGCACUCGACGGCCGGCUCCUCGUCACCUCCUUUCGUCUGCGGGGCGACAUCAAAAUUCUAGAAAUCAAUAACCUCUACGCGCCCGUUGACCCAAAACAACGAGCAAAAUUCUUCGACAAACUGAUCCUCCACAAAACACAGAAAUCCCACCUCCGACUCCUUGGCGGCGAUCUCAACGACUGCCCGCGCCCAGAAGUCGAUCGGCGGAACCAAAGUCGGCGCGGCCACCACUGGCCGAUUCUGAUGGGCAAGCUCGACUCGGCCUACACGGACUGCAUCCGCUACAAGCACCCCAUCACCCCAUCUUUCACUCGACCUAAUCCCAAUCGCAAGCGACCCAACUCCUUCUCCCGGCUUGACUACUUUCUCCUACAAAGAGCUCACCAAAAAAGGCUCGACCAGGCCUCGACGAUCUACGACUAUCCCAAGGAUCUUUCCGAUCACCGACCGGUCUUGAUCGUACUAGCUCUCUCAGACGAUCUUGAUGCGGCUCUCCCACAGCUCAGCCUACCUACCACAUCCGACCAACUACAUCGAAUCAAUACCACAACCUUCAAGACGGUGGAAUUUCAGCGGAUGAUGGAAGGAUGGUUGGAAGGGGCAAGCGGGGAGGAUCCGGUGCGAGAGCUUGAGGAGGUUCUGGAGGCGUGCAGGGACAGGGGUGGGGAGAUGGCGAGGAGGCUGCAUCGGGAGCGGACGGAACGGAUGGAGUAUUUGGUGGGGAGGGUGCAGGAUCUGGAGGCGUUACCGGUAUGGGGGGAGGCGGAAACGGCAGAAUGGACAAGGACGUCCGAGGAACUCAAGCGGGCGGUCGAGGAGCGCGCGCGCCUACUCCGGAUCCGAGCCCACGUCCCCGAGAUCGCUUCCGAGGAACGACUGUCGCGGCCGGUCCACGCCAAGCUCGCGGCGCGGAACUCGGACUCCAAGAUCACAGCACUGCGCUUGGGCAACGGAGAGCUAACGCAUGACAUUGAUGUCGCUCUUGACCACACGCAGGCGCAUUUCCAGCGCCUCUACCACAUCGAGCCUCGUGAUCCGGAACGCGUCGACCGACUUCGGGACGAACUCCUCGUGCCGAUCAGGGCGGCACGGACUUGCGACGACCCGCGCUCAGAUCCGCUCUUUCUGCGCCGACUCUCGGAAGCGCAGAUUGAUCUCCUCCAGCAACCCAUCACCGAGGACGAGGUCGUGGCCGCGAUCGGGACGACGCACCCGGGGCGAUCGCCGGGCCCGUCGGGCGUGCCUUACGAACUCUAUCAGACCGCACCGGAGGCGUGGUCCAAGGUGCUGACCAAGGCCUACAACGCGAUGAUCGAGCGCGGUUCACUCUCUCCCAAGCAGGGCCAGGGACUCGUGCGCCUCAUCUUCAAGCGCCACAAGAAGAAUGCCGAUCGCGCCGAACUCUCGUCGUAUCGCCCCAUCACCCUGCGCGAGUGCGAUUACAAGAUUUUUACCAAGGUCUACGUCGCCCGAUUGAACCAAAUUCUGCCCGAUCUCCUCCCGCCGCAGCAGCACGGCUUCGUCAAGGACCGCCGAUCGGCCGACGCUGCACUACACCUUCGUCUCCUGAUCGAGGAACUUGGCGCGCGCAGGACCGAGUUCCCCGCGGCCGCGCUCUUGUCUCUUGACCAAUCAUCCGCCUACGACCUCGUCGAGCAUGACUGGAUCUUUGCCAUUUUCGACGCUCUGGGCGUUCCUACCACCUUUCUUCGCGUGCUGAGGAUGCUCUACUCGGGUGACUCGACCUCGGCGCGCUACAUCAUCAAUGGGUUCCUGACGGCGCCGGUGCGACUGACGUGUGGGCUCGGCCAAGGGGACCCGGCGUCAUCGUCGGUCUGGGACAUCGUGUUUCAGCCGUUCCUGGAUGCUCUACACCGUCGAAACAUCGCGCUGAAUCUCUCCAUACCUGCACUUCAUCCGUACCCACAGAGCCGCGCCAUUACAUCACUUGCAUUUGCCGAUGACGUUGUCGUCGCCGUCGCGGGCUUGGAGUCACUCAACUUGCUCGAUGACCUGGCGCUCGACUGGAGGCAUGCAACGAAUGGCCGGCUCAACACGGACAAGACGGUCGUCCUACCGAUUGGACGUCGCUGGGACCCUGGGGAACGGCCAAUCGUCGUCAAGGCCGCAGGCGAGUCGCUCGAGUGGAUCGGCCUCCCCUUCGACCCCAGCGGCGACACCGAACUCGCCUACGCGAAUCUCAUCGAACGGCUCGAGGCGACGCUGGAAGCGGUUCAGCAUCGCUGGCUCACGCACCACACCCGUGCCUUUUACGUCAAUCGGUACGCCAUUCCCAAGAUCCUGCAUUUCCUUGCAGCCGACAUCCCGCCGCCCGAAGUCGUCAAGAAGCUCGAUGACAUGCUCGUCGAUUUCGUCCGUGGGGGCAAGGGCAGGACCAGCUACGGCAGAGACAUUGUGUUCACCGCCAAGAACAAGGGGGGACUCGGGGUGAUAAGGAUGCGGGACGUUGUGGACGCGGUUGCGGCACGGCUCUGGGACGUUCUUCUCGGCGGUUCCGGCGCGAUUUGGCAAGGACUUGCGCGCGCAUCACUCCAGCGAGCUCAGCCCGACCUCGACCUGGCCACCGAUCUCUGGCCACAUCCAUCCACUCCCAUCCCCAACGACCUUCAUCCCCGAUGGCACGCCGCACUGGGCGUUCCGAAACUUCACGACGCGCAGGUCAACCCGAGGGCCUUGACCACCGCGAACUUGCUCGCGCUGCCCACCCUGCUCGGCAGCCUCCACACCCCCAUCAGAGGGAGACAGACCAUCGACGCGGUUCAUGUACCUGACUACCUUCGUCUCCAGGGCUACCCGAAGGUGGCGGAUCUCUAUCGACGCGAGUUGUAUGCGGGUGGGGGGUUUCACCUCUGGACGCCGCCGGCGGAUGUGCUCGGCGACAACAGCGAGUACGAUCGACGCGGGCUCCCGCAGCGACUGGCAAUCGCGGCCUGGUACCGGUUCACUGUCGAUCGACACAAGAACACCCCCUUGGCGGCGGCGGUGGCGGCGGGACGACUCAACGUGCCUCCCCGGAUCGGCACCAGCGCACCACUCGAGGCGAUCAUCCCCAAGCCCGUGGCCCGCUUCGCAAUGGAGCAGCGCCUUCCGGACCCGGUGCUUCCACAACAGGCGAGCCAGUAUACGCUGCUGAACAUGGCUCGCCCCUACACAGUCCGUCGCAUCCGCCGGGUCCUGAACGCGAAGGCAUUUACCAACAUGCUCGGGCUCAAGGGACCACCGCAGCCGGACGACCUCAGGAGCUUCUGGAAGGCAGUCAACUCGAAGGCACUGACGGCGAGGGAGAGGGAAGUUUGGUUCAAGCUGAUCCUCCGCUUCACCCCGACGCGCAAACUCCAGCACGAGCAAAAGCACGACACUUCUCCCGCGUGCCUCGUGUGCGAAGCGCCGGUGGACGACACCGAUCACUACUUCUUCGGCUGCGUCGACUCGCGGAACAUCUGGACCGCGGCAAGGGGCGUGCUCUGCGACGCGCUCGGAUGCGACACGAUCGAGGACGCCGAGUACACGACACUACAACGACUCUUUGGCCUCCCCAAGCUCAAGGCCAAGCUCAGCGAACAGGAAGGCGCAGGCAGGACGAUCGAGAUCUUCACGGGGAUGGUCUUGGAGAUGAUCAGCAGUGGGAGAUGGAGGAUGCAGAAGCACGGGACGAGGAUGGAAAGCCUGGAGCGGAGGAGGGUGGUACUGGAGGAGAGGAUGAAGUUGAGGGCGGGGGGAGCAAGGGGCGGGCGAGGGCAGUAG